Messenger RNA from Microplitis mediator, 2483 nucleotides. RefSeq names its product palmitoyltransferase ZDHHC6. The record is from RefSeq and is a predicted model, not a curated record. Gene Ontology annotation, biological process: protein palmitoylation. NCBI's taxonomy places the organism in Eukaryota, Metazoa, Arthropoda, Insecta, Hymenoptera, Braconidae. Gene Ontology annotation, cellular component: Golgi apparatus. The transcript is spliced from 7 exons. Gene Ontology annotation, molecular function: protein binding; palmitoyltransferase activity. The coding region runs from base 172 to 1305 and encodes 377 amino acids.
CCAAACUAGAAUUAAAAUUAUUUUGAGUCAUUAAUAAGUCAAUUAUUAAACUAAACACAAAUAACUUAUGACAGUAACAGCAGCCAAGACAAUUUUGUUGGUUUUCUAUAAAAAUUACGAUAAAAAAAAAAUGAUUUGAAGAAAUGCCCGAAAUUUUGACAGCUGAUAAGAAUGUGUGCAGGUCCAUUUAAAAAGGUAUUCCAUUGGGGACCACUUACUGCUCUGGCAAUUAUAAAAAUAAUAACAACGAUGACAAUUUACUGCAGCAGACAAUGGUGGUCUCCUAAAGAAAGUCUUUUAGCAGCGGCAAAUUUUUUACUAUUCUUCAGUUUAAGCGGAUCGACAAUUUAUCAUUUUAUGAGCGCCAUUUAUGAAGGCCCUGGUUAUUUACCAUUACGAUGGAAACCUGAAAAUAUGAAUGACACAAAGUACUUACAGUAUUGUAAAGUUUGUGAAGGCUACAAAGCGCCGAGGUCUCAUCACUGCAGGAAAUGCGGUCGCUGUAUAUUAAAAAUGGAUCAUCACUGCCCGUGGAUAAAUAACUGCGUGGGUCAUUACAACCACGGCUACUUUACGGGAUUUUUAGCGAGCGCCGUAGGGGGUUGCUGUGUCUCAACAUUUAUUUUGGUGUCCUGGUUGAUAGCAGUGAUAACACGUAAAAAUUAUACUUUCCCAUCACCGUCAGUAUUUACCCUGAUACUGGUUGUGUUCACAAUCGGUCUGUCGAUCGGUGUCGUGUUCGCUGUGGGGAUGUUGCUUUACAUCCAGCUGUCAGCGAUAUUACGCAACACAACGGGAAUUGAAGACUGGAUUCUUGAAAAAGCCAAGUACAGAAGAUUUGGCACGGAUGACGUAUUUAUUCAUCCGUAUUCUAAGGGCUGGUUGUUCAACAUCAAGCAAGUACUCAAGUGGCACUGCAUGCCUGAAGGCGAUGGCAUUGUUUGGCCAGUUCGUGAGGGUUGUGAUCAAUACACUCUAACAGUAGAGCAAGGAUACCAAAAACAAGAAAAACGUAAACGGGCACGUAGAUAUCGCAUUGUAUCUAGAGUAUCUGGUUCUUGGGUACCAGUCACUUAUGGCUGGUGUGUUGUAUGUCAUCCGCCUUGUACAGAUGAACCCAGAAUAAAACUCAACGUUGGUGAUACAGUUAUCGUCACCCGAUGGCGGAAAUACUGGCUGUUUGGAGAAAAACAAGAGUCGAAUGGAGAUCCUAAGAAAAGGAUAAGAGGAUGGUUUCCACACUCGAGUGCUAUCGAGGUCGUGGAGAAUGGUAGAAACAUACCGGCAGAUUACAAGGACGACUAAAACCUAUCAUCGAUUCACCUCGAGACUAAUUUAGAAAAUUAAUCUUACAUAAACUAAAAUAACUCGCACACAUAAGUGUUGUAAAAUUUAUAUAUACAUAUUUUAAUUUUAAUGUUAACUUUUUUGUUAAUUACCACUUAUAUUUUUUAUUUAAAUACAGUAUGUUAUUAGUUUACUUGACAAGUUAUAAGUGCAAUUACAGUAAUAACAUGAGGUCGAGUUGUAAUGACGCAUAAUACGUGUUCCGUACAUUGUAUUCUACUCAAGGAUUUAUGAGAGGACGCAUGUAUAUAUUUUGUAUGAAUGGUUUCUUACAAAUAAGUUUAAUCUUUUUAUUCAACUUCUUUGUGUGCUGUACUGUCAGAUGUUUAAUAACAAGUCACAGGUUUUCCUGCUUAUUUUUUUACCUUGAAAUGAAUUUUUAAAAUACAAUCUCAUGAUUAUUAUUUUGUAUGAUUAAGUAUUAAAUAUUUGUGGAAAAAAAAUAACAAUUUACUGAGUACUGUUAAGAAUUGAAUGAAUGAGGUUGUUGAUAAAAAAAAUGUAAGAUUGAUAGAAUGAUAAAUUUGUGAUGAGUAUUAAAAUAUGAAAAAUAGUUGAGAGUUGUGUGAGGGGAUAAAAUAUUUUAUAAACAACGAGAGCUCUGGGAUAAGCUCAGCGGUUGUAGAAAAUCAAUAUAGCUGUAUAAAAAACCGCCGCGAAAGCACGGGAGCGAGAAGGACAGACCGAGUCAGGUCAAAGAGAAUGAACGCGAUAUGUAUAUGUGUGGACGCGUACGUGAAUUUACUCUGGCGCGUGCGAAUAUGCUUUAGAAUAAGACCGGUAUCACGCAGUACAAUCGGUUGUCACGCGACAUAUAUGCUUAUUCAUUUUAAUAUAAGCUCAUAUACUAAUAAGACAACAGACUAUUUAGAUAUAUCGUCGUAGACUUUACUGUACUGAGCUCUGCAUGCGCACUAAUACCUGAUACAUAUUCCCCGGUGAUGUCUAAUCACUCGUACUGACCCAUUCUAUUGCGUGCUCGUGUCAUUAAAGAUGCGAUCAAUGCAACUGUACAUUAAAAAUAUAUUUUUAUUAUUUUUAAAAACUUUAUAUUAAAGUAUUCAAUAGGGUGGGUUGAAAAAAAAACUUUUCUUAGCAUGGGGGUAGAAUUUGUACCUUAUAAAAAAAAAAAUUUU